Tyto alba (common barn owl) is the source of this 2179-nucleotide messenger RNA. RefSeq names its product leucine rich repeat containing 25 (gene LRRC25). NCBI's taxonomy places the organism in Eukaryota, Metazoa, Chordata, Aves, Strigiformes, Tytonidae. The record is from RefSeq and is a predicted model, not a curated record. The coding region runs from base 172 to 1374 and encodes 400 amino acids. The transcript has 5 exons. Gene Ontology annotation, molecular function: protein binding.
CCGCGGCCGCCGCUCUUAAAAGGGCGAUGGCAGCCUGGAAGAGGCGGUGGGGACAGCGUGGGGGGGGUGGAGGAAAAAAAAAAGAAGGGGGGCGCGCGCGGAGGGGAGAGGGGUGGUGGAUGGGGACACGGACGCGAGGGGGUGGGCACGGAGGGGCGGUGACACAAGGGGAUGGGCACGGACGCGGAGACGGGCAUGAGAGGGGUGGACAUGGAGGGAGGAGGAGGCUGGGGGGGUGGGCGCGAAGAUGGUGGACACGGGGGGACGCGGACGCGAAGGGGGCUGGCUACGCCCUGGCAGGGUGACACGGGACAACGGGACCCGCCUGUUCCUCUUCCCGCACCCCCGCCUGCGCCAGGCAGAGAGGCGGCCGGAGCGCAGGCGCCCGGCGGGGCCAUGGAGUGCCCUGUGACCCCCCUGCUGCUGCUGCUGCUGCUGCUGCUGCUGCGCCCCGCGGCCCCCGCGGCUCCCUGCGUGGCCGUGCCGCCGGCUGCCCCGGCCGAGCUGGAUUUGUCCAACAGCACCCAGCAAUGCGCCGAGCUGGACUGGGGCCCCUUCCAGCACCAAAAACGGCUGUGGCUCAGCCGAAACGGCAUCGCCGCCCUGAGCCCCUCAUCCCGCGUCGGGCCUGGGCUGGAGGAACUGGACUUGUCGUACAACCGGCUGCGGGAGCUCCCGGUCGCUUUUUUUGCCAACGCCACGGCUCUGCAGAGCCUGAGGUUGGAGGGGAACCCCCUGCCCGCCGUGCCCCCCACCGCCUUCCAGGCCAGCCUGCGGUUCCUGGCCGUGCCGUGCCGCUGCGACGUGGUGGGCGACGUCCUGGCACCCUGCUCCUGCUCCCGGCCCGAGUGCGCGGCGCGCCGGUGCCGCUGCCUCACGGACCACCGCGACGACUUCAACGUCACCGAUUUCCACGCCCGGGAAUGUCAGGGCAACGUGGGGCUGGUGGGCGGCUUGGCCGGAGCCGCCGGCGCGGUGGCCGUGGUGCUGGUGGUCGUGGCCGUGGUUUGUUACCGGCGGAGGAAAGCAGCCACCGCCGUUGCUGGCACGGGGUUGGGUAAGCGGGAAUCCACCAUGGGCCACGGGCAGCCCCGUUACAUCAGCCGGGCCACCGAGAUCGGCACCACUGAGAUCGGCACCGACGAUGCCACCGCUGCCGCACCAGACUACGAGAACAUCUUCGUGACGCCCCGCGCCGCUCCGGCCGCCGCACGGGGCUGGACGCCGGGGUGGCAGGAGGAGCGGUACAGCCCCCAGGUCCCAGUGGAUGACGAUUAUUUCCUGGAGAGCGAAGCCACCCCCAGGGACCAGCCCAUCUACGCCAACACGCAGAGCUCCAGUGAGGACAACGUCUACAUCAUCCCCAACCAGUGAGGGGCCGGGGGGUUGGGGGGGGGGGCUCCCACCAAUGCUUCUCCCCAGGGCUUUCCCUGGUGGCCCCCCCCCAGCCCAGAGGGGAUGGGGAUGGGCGCUCCCCAUGGAUGAAGGCUCUUCCCACAGCUGGGCCGAGCACACGCAUGGUCCCCACACAAGCAUCCUGCCAGGGACGCCUUUCUCAGGGAGGAGAGGGGGGGUUGUUAUUUUUAAUUCCCUUCCCCCCCCCCCCCCCCCCAGCCCCCCUCCUUCGCCCCAGUUCCCACCGCAGGGCGAGGGCUGAGCACUGGCACUUCCUCCCGGGGCCGGUGGCCACCGACCGCAGGGACGCUUCGGCGCAGCAUCCGCCGGCAGCCGGCACGCCAGAGCCUUCCCGGCUGGGGACACGUGUGGGGGCCUCCCUCCCCCCCUCCGGGCCCAUCUGGCAAAGCAGGGGGCUGAGGGGGGGGCGACCUCUUCCCCUUUCGGCUGCCAAUGGAGAGUGUCGGGGUGCACGUGCGCUCGGGGACACGCUGGCCGUUGGGGACAUCCAGGCACCGGGACCAACCCUGCUGUCACCUGAACCCCACUCCCCCUUUUCCUGCUAAAUCUGCCAGUUUGGGGAAUGGAGCAAAAGUCCCUUUUUUUUUUUUUUUUUUUUUUUUUUUUUUUUUUAAUGCUCCCUACAUGAUCCUUGAGCUGCCAGGCUGUGCGCCCCAAGCGGGCUGGCAACCUGGGGACAUGGGGUCCCCAUGGCUUGUCUGGGUGUCACCCCUGGCUUUGUGAUGCUCCACUAUGCCCCAUUAAAUGGCUUAAUUAUCUUAAA